GAGGAGGCAGUGGCUUGGGGCGGAACAAUGCGCGGUUGAGGACGGUGCCGGUCCAAAGGCACGAGUUGUCCCUGGGCACGGGGCAGGCGGCCGCGCUGGAGGCGCUCCGGUGCCCAGUGACCUGACCCCAGAGGAGUGCCAGGAGCUGGAGAACAUCCGCCGCCGCAAGCAGGAGCUGCUGGCUGACAUACAGCGACUAAAAGAUGAGAUAGCAGAAGUUACGAAUGAGAUUGAGAACUUGGGCUCCACAGAGGAGAGGAAAAACAUGCAGAGGAACAAGCAGGUGGCGAUGGGCAGGAAGAAGUUCAACAUGGAUCCCAAGAAGGGCAUCCAGUUCCUGAUUGAAAAUGACCUACUGAAGAACACCUGCGAGGAUAUUGCUCAGUUCCUGUACAAGGGAGAGGGCCUCAACAAGACGGCCAUCGGGGACUACCUGGGCGAGAGGGAUGAGUUCAACAUCCAAGUCCUGCAUGCCUUCGUGGAGCUGCACGAGUUCACUGACCUUAACCUCGUGCAGGCCCUGCGGCAGUUCCUGUGGAGCUUCCGGCUGCCCGGGGAGGCACAGAAGAUCGACCGGAUGAUGGAGGCCUUCGCCCAGCGGUACUGCCAGUGCAACCCUGGCGUCUUCCAGUCCACAGACACCUGCUAUGUGCUCUCCUUUGCUAUCAUCAUGCUGAACACCAGCCUGCACAACCCCAAUGUCAAGGACAAGCCCACGGCAGAGCGCUUCAUUGCCAUGAACCGUGGCAUCAACGAUGGGGGGGACCUACCUGAGGAGCUGCUCCGGAAUCUCUAUGAGAGCAUCAAGAACGAACCCUUCAAAAUCCCAGAGGACGACGGCAAUGACCUGACCCACACGUUCUUCAACCCUGACCGGGAGGGCUGGCUCCUGAAGCUAGGAGGAGGCAGGGUGAAGACAUGGAAGCGGCGCUGGUUCAUCCUGACUGACAACUGCCUUUACUACUUCGAGUACACAACAGAUAAAGAGCCCCGUGGCAUCAUCCCCCUGGAGAAUCUGAGCAUCCGUGAGGUGGAGGACUCCAAGAAGCCUAACUGCUUUGAGCUCUACAUCCCCGACAACAAGGACCAGGUGAUCAAGGCCUGCAAGACGGAGGCAGAUGGACGGGUGGUGGAGGGGAACCACACGGUGUACCGCAUCUCGGCCCCUACGCCUGAGGAGAAGGAGGAGUGGAUCAAGUGCAUCAAGGCAGCCAUCAGUCGGGACCCUUUCUACGAGAUGCUGGCCGCCCGGAAGAAGAAGGUGUCCUCCACCAAGAGACAUUAACCAGCUCCGCUGGCCCUGCAAAGCCAGCGUGCCCCUGGCAGCCUGAGUAUCUCACCUCCCGGAGGGCUGCAGGGGCCCAGGACCCAGCUUCAGCUUCACAGUUUCUUUACCAUGGGGGGCACAAGCAUCCCGGUGGCCCUUGUCAUCUCCAGGACAGCAUGGAGCUGGGACACAGAACCCCUGCACACAGGGAGCCCUGUCCUGCCCUGGGCUCAGUGGCAGGAUGGGGAGUGUGGCGUGCAUGUGCUGUCCUGCCCUCCACGGGCACCAUCCCUGCCCCGACUCCCUCAAGUGUGCAGCCACACAUGCUGCCAGGACCCCCCAGCACCCACGUGCUGAAGCACUUGGGUGUCCUGUUGGGAAGGUGGAUGGCUGGAUGAUGGAAGGUUAACUGCUGGUGGUUUUGGGGUGCUGCGGGCACCAGCAAGAAGAGCAGCAGCCGAAGGGGGGCCCAGUUGUGGCACAACUCCUGGCCCUCGUUGUAGCGGGUCUGGAUCUGUCCUGGAUGUCCCCACGCUGCUGCCUUGGAUCCUCCCAGCUGUGCCCUGCACCCGGGACAGCCCCAUGGGCACAGGAAGGGUUGAGGGGCAGGGAGUUGUCACCAUCACGGUGUGCAGUGGUGCCACAUGGGGCACAGACGUUCUUGCCUAGCUGUGGGGUGCUGGAGCUCGGAUGAGGUCUCUGGUCCAGCAGCACUGGGUGGCAUUGCCCCGGGCAUGUCCCUUCAAUGCUAUGGAGGCUGUGCCAGGUGUGGUCAUUGUCUCCUCAAGCACGAGUCCUCAUUCCUGAGCAGGUGGUGGGAUGUGUCUGAAGCCUGGGCCAGGGACAGCUGCUGCUGAGGGGUCCGGCCGGGCUGGGGGCUGCAGCCCCCCUGCCUCUGCCUUGCAAACACCUGUGUCUUGUCCUGUUCCCCCAGCCACUGUGCUAGGUCUGGAGAGGCACCUGGAUCAGUAUUAGUCUAUUUAUCAGAGGUGUAAAUACUGCUGUAUAGUUUUCUCCUUUUAGAUUAUUUUGUAUGUCGGGUUGUUCUGUGCAGAGGCCUCUCCAGAGGGUGAGGGAUGGCAGGAUUUUUUUAUUCUAACAUUUGUUUUGUUUUGUUUUGCCACGGCCUUGUAAACUAGUGCUGAGGGUCUGCAGCAAAUAAACACCAAACGGUGCUCA
Messenger RNA from Apus apus (common swift), 2446 nucleotides. It is a transcript of the gene CYTH1, whose product is annotated as cytohesin 1. The transcript is spliced from 13 exons. The record is from RefSeq and is a predicted model, not a curated record. Gene Ontology annotation, molecular function: guanyl-nucleotide exchange factor activity. The coding region runs from base 266 to 1285 and encodes 339 amino acids. Lineage: Eukaryota; Metazoa; Chordata; Aves; Apodiformes; Apodidae. Gene Ontology annotation, biological process: regulation of ARF protein signal transduction.